CACACAAAACAAAGCAAAAAAGUCACAAGCUCACACACCCUUGACAAGAAAUAAAGUAAAGUUCUUUACUCACUCUCUAACGCAAAAAACCUUACCUUUCACCAUUCUUCUUGAUCUUCCUCAAUCUUUCAUGGAUCAUCUCUUUCUCUCUCUCACUCUUUUCACUCUCAUCUUCCUCUCUUCUUUCUCUGGAGUAGAACCGAUUACUUUCAAAUUCAUCAACAAGUGUAGGCACACGAUAUGGCCUGGUUUGCUAUCUGGUGCAGGGACAGCACAGCUCCCUACUACAGGGUUUUACCUCAAUAGCGGUAAAUCAAGAACAGUUAAGAUUCCAAGAUCGUGGUCUGGUCGGCUCUGGGGUCGGACCUUUUGUUCCCAAGAUCGGACUGGCAAAUUUUCAUGUCUCACUGGUGAUUGUGGGUCUGGUAAAGUUGAGUGUUUAGGUAGUGGGGCCCAACCACCUGCCACGUUGGCGGAGUUUACCUUGAACGGUGCUGAUGGGUUAGAUUUUUAUGAUGUCAGCUUAGUGGACGGUUAUAAUUUACCUAUGCUGGUUAUCCCUAAGAAAGUGACACGCGGAGGUUGUGGCGCGACGGGGUGCUUGAUUGACUUGAAUGGCGCGUGUCCUAAGGAAUUGAGGCUGUCCGCCGCGGCAGGCGGCAAGGGUGCGGUGGCAUGUAGAAGCGCUUGUGAAGCGUUUGGUGAUCCGAGAUUUUGUUGCAGUGAGGGGUAUGCUACGCCCGAGACAUGUGGACCGUCCGUGUAUUCCUUGUUUUUUAAACAUGCUUGCCCACGCUCGUAUAGCUACGCGUAUGAUGACAAGACCAGCACGUACACCUGUGCUGCUACAGACUACGAUAUCAUAUUUUGUCCAUUGCCUUAUACCAGCCAGAAAUUGCUGGCAUUGCGAAAAGAUGGGGUGGAGCUCCCACUUGUGAACAAGACUACGAUGUACCAACGAAGCCAUGGUGCUUCAUCUCCAGGUGUGGUUCAACAGCAAUUUCUUGCUGGCGCAGCCUCUAUAGUAACGGCACUUUUGCUCUUUUGGCCACCUUUAUUUCCCUUGUGACUAACGUUGGCCUGGACACUUUCAGGCCAGAUAGUUGCUUUAAAUUCCCGCUCGUGAAGGCUAGGGGUCCCUUUUCUCAAUGCUGCACCGCUCUCCGUCAGCAUUUCUUACAGAACAGGUGAUGAUGGAUGAUCAACGACGUCUGUCUGGCUUAUUAAUUAUUGUGAGAAAUCUUGUAAAUCUCUUCCUCUGUAUGCACGUAGCUCUUUUAUUAGGCAUACAUUUUGUAUAGUUCACGUGAAUUUUCUAUAUCCAAUGCCUGUUCUAUAUCAAUUUGGCAAAUGAUUUUGGCCUUUUGGGCUGAACAAAAAUUCUUAUGAUCAAGUGAUUGUAUCACCCCGAAGUUAUUGAAAGAGAAGGCGGUUGUGCUUUUGAUUUUA
This is a messenger RNA of Populus nigra (black poplar), 1449 nucleotides long. Its product is annotated as thaumatin-like protein 1b. Lineage: Eukaryota; Viridiplantae; Streptophyta; Magnoliopsida; Malpighiales; Salicaceae. Bases 131 to 1069 code for a protein of 312 amino acids. The transcript is spliced from 3 exons. The record is from RefSeq and is a predicted model, not a curated record. Gene Ontology annotation, biological process: defense response. Gene Ontology annotation, cellular component: extracellular region.